AUGCUGGAGGAGAACAUUGUUACUUAUGUUAAAGAGGAGCUGAAGGAGCUCCAGGAGGUUCUCUGUACAAAUGAGGCAGACUGCGUGGACAGACAGCGUGAGGAUGAGGAGGUCCCGGGUGAGGAUGAGGAGGUCCCAGGUGAGGAUGAGGAACAGAGGAGGAGCAGCAGAGAAGCUGUUGUGACACUUGCAGUGCGCUUCCUGAGGAGAAUGAAGCAGGACCAUCUGGCUGAUGUGCUGCAGAACAUUCUUGCAGGAACUCUGAGGUUCGCUGAGGUUUGUCAGGAUAAACUCAAGUUGAAUGUAAAGCAGACGUUUGAGCGUGUGUUUGAGGGGAUCUCUAAGGCUGGAAAGGCGACUCUUCUGAAGGAGAUCUACACAGAGCUCUACAUCACAGAGGGCGGGGCUUCAGAGGUCAACGAGGACAUGAUCAGACAGAUCGAAGCAGCAUCCAGGAAAACAGACACACCACAAAGAACCAUCACAUGUGAAGACAUCUUUAAAGGCUCAGUUGACACACAGCCACCAAUCAGAGCGGUGCUGACAAAGGGCGUGGCCGGCAUCGGAAAAACAGUCUUAACACAGAAGUGGACUCUGGACUGGGCUGAAGGACGAACCAACCAGGACUUCCACUUCAUAUUUCCAUUCACUUUCAGAGAGCUGAAUGUGCUGAUAGAGAAGUUGUUCAGCUUGGUGGAACUUGUUCAUCACUUCUUUCCUGAAACCAAAGAAGCAGGAAUCUGCAGCUUCCAACACUUACAGGUCUUGAUCAUCUUGGACGGUCUGGAUGAAUGUCGCCUCCCUCUGGACUUCCACAGCAAUGACAUCCUGACUGAUGUCACAGAGUCGAGCUCAGUGGAUGUUCUGCUGACAAACCUCAUCAGGAAGAACCUGUUUCCCUCUGCUCGCCUCUGGAUCACCACACGACCUGCAGCAGCCAAUCAGAUCCCUCCUGAGUGUGUGGACAUGGUGACAGAGGUCAGAGGCUUCACUGACCCUCAGAAGGAGGACUACUUCAGGAAGAGAUUCAGAGAGGAGGAACAGUCCAGAAGAAUCAUCUCCUACAUGAAGACAUCACGAAGCCUCCACAUCAUGUGUCACAUCCCAGUCUUCUGCUGGAUCACUGCUACAGUUCUGGAGGACGUGUUGGACACCAGAGACACACCAGAGCUGCCAGAGACCCUGACUGAGAUGUACAUCUACUUCCUGGUGGUUCAGUCCAAAGUGAAGAAGGUCAAGUAUGAUGGAGGAGCUGAGGCAGAUCCACUGUGGAAUCCAGAGAACAGAGAGAUGAUUGUGUCUCUGGGAAAACUGGCUUUUGAGCAGCUGCAGAAAGGGAACCUGAUCUUCUAUGAAGAGGACCUGACAGAGUGUGGCAUCAAUAUCAGAGCAGCCUCAGUGUACUCAGGAGUCUUCACACAGAUCUUUAAAGAGGAGAGAGGACUCUACCAGGACAGGGUCUUCUGCUUCGUCCAUCUGAGUGUUCAGGAGUUUCUGGCUGCUCUUUAUGUCCAUCUGACCUUCAUCCAGUCUGGAGUCAAUCUGCUGUCAGAAAAACAAAAAAAAUCCAAAAAGAUUAAAAUAGUUAAACCUAAAUUACAGCGUCUCCAUCAGAGUGCUGUGGACGAGGCCUUACAGAGUCCAAAUGGACAUCUGGACUUGUUCCUGCGCUUCCUUCUGGGUCUGUCCCUGAAGACCAAUCAGACUCCCCUACGAGGCCUGAUGUCACAGACAGACAGAACCUCAUCAACCAAUCAUGAAACAGUGGAGUUCAUCAAGAAGAAGCUCGAUGAGACUCUCUCAGGAGAGCGAAGCGUCAAUCUGUUCUACUGUCUGAAUGAACUCAAGGAUCGUUCUCUCGUGGAUCAGAUCCAAAAGUACCUAAGAUCAGGAAGUCUGGGCAGAAAGAAUCUGUCUCCUGCUCAUUGGUCGGCUCUGGUCUUCAUCUUACUGUCAUCUGAAAGCAAUCUGGAGGUGUUUGACCUGAAGAAAUACUCUGCUUCACACGAGGUGCUCCUGAGGCUGCUGCCAGUGAUCAAAGCUUCUCAGAAAGCUUCGUUAUCAGACUGUAAUCUGUCAGGGAGGAGCUGUGAAGUUCUGUCAUCAGUUCUCAGUUCUCAGCCCUCCAGUCUGAGAAAACUGGACCUGGGCAACAAUGAGCUGCAGGAUUCAGGACUGAAGCUUCUGUCUGUGGGACUGGAGAGUCCACGCUGUCACCUGCAAAAACUCAGGCUGUCAGGCUGUCUGAUCACACAUGAAGGCUGUGCUUCUCUGGCCUCAGCUCUGACCUCCAACCCCUCCCACCUGAGAGAGCUGGACCUGAGCUACAACCAUCCAGGAGACUCGGUGAGGCUGCUCUCUGCUGGACUGGAGGAUCCACACUGGACUCUGGCUUCUCUCAGUGUGGAUCCGCGGGGAGCCCGAUGGUUGAGACCAGGUCUGACGAAGUAUUUCUAUGAACUCACUCUGGAUCCAAACACAGCGAACAAAAACCUCAAACUUUCCGACAACAACGCAAAGGGGGAGCGUGUGAAAAAGGAUCAGUCCUAUCCCAGCCAUCCAGAGCGAUUUGAUCUUUGCCCUCAGGUCCUAUGUUCACCUGGUCUGAGUGGCCGUUGUUACUGGGAGGUGGAAUGGAGAGGAAAUGUUUCAGUAGCUGUGACUUACAGAGGGAUCAGAAGAAAAGGAGAAAGCAAAGACUGCUGGCUUGGAUUAAAUGAUCGGUCCUGGAGGCUGGACUGCUUUGAUCAUGGUUACUCUGUCUGUCACGCCAACAAGCGAACAGAGUUUCGUUGUGGCUGUUUGUCCUCUCACAGAGUCUCAGUGUAUUUGGAUCAUGCUGCUGGCACUCUGUCCUUUUAUGAAGUCUUCUCUCAUGCUCUGGUCCACAUCCACACCUUCUACUCCACAUUCACCGAACCUCUGUAUGCUGGGUUUGGGUUUUGGUUUGGGUUUGAUUUUGGAAAUUCACUGUCUCUGUGUCAGCUGUAGGAUGGA
This is a messenger RNA of Thalassophryne amazonica, 2997 nucleotides long. Its product is annotated as NLR family CARD domain-containing protein 3-like. The transcript is spliced from 7 exons. The coding region runs from base 1 to 2991 and encodes 996 amino acids. Lineage: Eukaryota; Metazoa; Chordata; Actinopteri; Batrachoidiformes; Batrachoididae. Gene Ontology annotation, molecular function: protein binding. The record is from RefSeq and is a predicted model, not a curated record.